AUGAAACUCAACGUUAUCGACGCUGCAAAACAUGCCAAAGAUCUGUGGAUGAAACAGGAUCCUCGAGAUGAGGAGGACGAGUCUGAUGUUCAGGCCGAGGUUGUGGAGAUCGAAGAACAACUCAUUGAAUGGAUGGCCAACAAACUCGGUAUUCCUCCGUCCGACAAAGAUGGCGGAUAUCCCCUAGAGGUUCAUUUCAUGGCCGAGAAACUGGCUGAAAUGCCCAUUGACAAGGCUCUGGAACUCGUCAAGACCAACUACGCCUACCACGAUCAUGACAACAACUUUCGACAUGAGUACCGUAUGGAGGUCAAGAGCGUGCUGGAGGCCUUUGGAGAGGGUGAGGAUCCUGAGAAAGAAGACCCCGACAACCUCAUUCUGCUGCGCUACUGGGCAGUCAUCUUCCACUGGUGGAGUCCCUAUCCUGAAGUUCGUUCCGUCACUGAUCCCUACGACGAAACAGACACUACAGUUGAGACAUGGAGAGUGUGGGUUCUGGGAACCAUCUGGGUUGCAAUUUCUGCCUUUGUCAACCAGUUCUUUUCCGUCCGUCUGCCCGCCAUCAGCCUCGACGCCUCGGUCUGCCAACUGCUCCUCUACCCCUGUGGACGAUUCCUGCAGUAUGUGCUACCUGACUGGGGCUUUAGUUUCAGAGGAAGACGAUACACUCUGAAUCCGGGAGUCUGGAGCCAGAAAGAACAACUCCUGGCAACUAUCAUGGUCUCGUGUGCGGCUGGAACGCCUUAUAUCACCUCCAACAUUAUCACCCAGGCUCUACCGUCCUUCUACAACCAAGACUGGGCCGCCAACUACGGCUACCAGUUUGUUUUCAUGCUGGUGACGCAAAUGAUGGGCUUUGGAAUGGCCGGUCUGUUGAAACGAGUGGCUGUGUACCCCGUCAAAGCCAUGUGGCCCUCCUUGCUGCCUACCCUGGCGGUGAACAAAGCUCUGCUGGCUCCAAACAGAAAAGAGAGCAUCAACGGCUGGAAGAUCUCCCGAUACACCUUCUUCAUGAUCAUGUUUGUGGUAUCCUUCCUCUACUUCUGGGUGCCCAACUACCUCAUGAACUUUUUGCAGACCUUCAACUGGAUGACCUGGAUCGCUCCAAACAACGCGGACCUAGCUAUCGUCACGGGCUCCAUCGGCGGACUCGGAUUCAACCCCAUUCCAACCUUUGACUGGAACCAGGCCACCGCCAAUCUCGCUCCCAUCACCCUACCUCUGUACACCUCCAUCACGGGCUUCUGCGGCUCCCUCUUUGGAGGCCUCGUCAUCCUGGCUCUCUACUAUUCUAACAACUCAUGGACGGGCUACAUCCCCAUCAACUCCAACCGGCUUUUUGACAACAAGGGCAAGGCGUUCAACGUGACCCGAAUUCUGACAAAUUAUAGAUUUGACAGAGAAAAGUACCUCGCCUACUCCACGCCGUAUUACUCGGCAGGAAACCUCGUUCUCUACUCGGCCUUCUUCGCAGUCUACACCUUUUCGUUCGUGUACACGACGCUCAUGGACUGGAGAGCCAUGAGAGACGCCAUUGUGGAUACCGCCAAGGCAAUCAGGUACAUCCACCGAAGUAACUACCACGGAAGAGUCGACCCUUACUCUCGGUACAUGAAGAAACAUAAGGAGGUCCCCGACUGGUGGUUCUACCUCACCAUGCUCAUCAUGUUUGUUCUGGCCAUUGUUCUGGUGGAAGUGUGGCCCGUAGAUACACCAGUGUGGAGUAUUGUGUUUGUCAUGGGCUUGGUGGCUGUUUUCAUUGUGCCCUUCACUGUGUUUGUGUCGUACACAGCCACCUCUCUGUCCCUCAACGUUCUGGCCGAACUCAUCAUUGGCUACGCCCUUCCGGGUCGGUUCAUGGCGUUGAAUCUCAUCAAAGCCCUGUCCGUGCAAAUCGCCCAGCAAGCUGAGAACUACACGUCUGAUCAGAAACUGACCCAUUAUGCCCAUCUGCCUCCCCGAUCCAUCUUCUGGUUGCAAAUCUGGGCCACUCUGGUCAAUGGAGUGGUGUGUCUGGGUGUGAUUCAGUUCCAGCUAGGUCUGGAGAACCUCUGUGACGCAGACAACAAGCUCAAGUUCACAUGUCCGUCGGAAACCACCUUCUUCACCGCCUCGGUCGCAUGGGGAGUCAUUGGCCCCAAGAAGAUGUUCAACAAGUAUCCCGUCAUGAAAUGGAUGUUCUUGUUUGGAGCUGGAGCCGGACUCUUCUUCUAUGUUGUCCAAGUCACGCUUCCAAAGUUCUUGGCCAAAUGGUGGCCCAAACACGCCGAGAAGAUCGACUACUACCGACGAAAGUGUCUGUACUUCAACCCGCUCAUUUUUGUGGUCGGUAUCAUUGACGGUUGGGCCCCGUACAACCUGACCUAUAAGGUCGGAGGACUGUAUCUUGCCAUCCUGUUCAACGGAUACAUCAAGGGCCGAUAUCUUGCGUGGUGGCGAAAGUACGCCUACGUCAUGGAGGCGGCUAUUGUCACAGGAAUUGCCCUGUCUGGUAUCAUCAUCUUUUUUUCGGUGCAGUACAACCCGAAAGAUCUGGAUUGGUGGGGCAACAAUGUGAUUGGAGAUGGAGUAGAUGGAUCGGGAAUUCCGCCGAACAAGAAGAUCCCCGAGGACCCGGGAUUCUUUGGACCGGACUCGUCUCAAUGGUAG
Yarrowia lipolytica CLIB122 is the source of this 2649-nucleotide messenger RNA. The record is from RefSeq and is a predicted model, not a curated record. Lineage: Eukaryota; Fungi; Ascomycota; Dipodascomycetes; Dipodascales.